Molecule: messenger RNA, 1750 nt
Organism: Solanum pennellii
Lineage: Eukaryota; Viridiplantae; Streptophyta; Magnoliopsida; Solanales; Solanaceae
Product: polyadenylate-binding protein-interacting protein 11
Exons: 11
Coding region: 287-1447 (386 amino acids)
Molecular function (GO): RNA binding
Source: RefSeq, a predicted model, not a curated record
CACAGUCGAUAUCGAAAUACUCUACUAUUUUCAUUUCUCUCUCUCUUGUCACACAGUAUUAUCUUUUUUCUGUAGACUCAGUAAAAUCACUCCAAAGAAAAGGAAAAGUCUUGCCCUGUUUUUGCUCCCAGCUCACAAUCUCUGAGUUUGGGUUUUGUUCUUUGAUUAAUGGAUACCAUUUAGAGUAUCAGAACCCGAAUUUGGGAAAAAGGGUUAAAGGAGGAGGAGAAAAAGGAGCAGUCUUGGGUACUGUGUCUGAUACAUAGUUGUUGCUGAAGGAACAAUCAUGGCCGUGGAUGAGAAUGGCUCCUUGAAUCGGACGGACGAUAGUGCUGUAAAGAAUGAUUCCGCUGCCGUCGAUCAGAACGGUGCGCCACGGUCAACGAUACCCAGUGAUCAGAAUAUUCAAAAGAUGUCUGUUGAUCAUCAACCCCAGAAAACGAGUGUGCAGCAUAAGCCUCAAAUGGGUGUUUUUCAGCAGCAGAAACAAAGCAUUAACGGCAAUGGAGUGAUGGGUCAGCAUGAUUUUCAGACUCAGCAUCAGAAAAUGAACGGUGUUGAUUUGAGAAGAAAUGGAGGGGUUGUUGAUGAGGAUGAAGAUGGAGAAGGGUUUAAGAAGGAGAUGAGGGAUUUGGAGGAAAUGCUUUCCAAAUUGAACCCCAUGGCUGAAGAGUUUGUGCCUCCCUCACUCUCCACCAACCACGGAGUUGUGCCAAUUUCUCCUGGUGGAGAACAAUUUGGAAUUGAUGCUUUCAAUUUUGUAAUGCAAGCUGGACUCAACGAUGGAAAUUUCAACAGAAGGCAGAAGAGAAAUGGCUAUGGUCUUGGUAGGAGACGGACGAAUGUCCGGACAAGCAUGGCCCAACGUGAAGAUGUUAUAAGGAGGACAGUUUAUGUGUCUGAAAUUGAUCAACAGGUGACUGAAGAGCAACUUGCUACACUCUUUCUUACUUGUGGGCAGGUGGUUGACUGUCGCAUAUGUGGAGACCCCAAUUCUGUACUCCGUUUCGCCUUUAUUGAAUUUACUGAUGAAGAAGGUGCAAGGACCGCUCUGAGUCUUGCCGGAACUAUGCUAGGGUUUUACCCUGUGAGAGUGCUUCCUUCUAAAACUGCAAUUGCACCAGUUAAUCCAACAUUUCUUCCAAGGUCUGAAGAUGAAAGGGAGAUGUGUGCAAGAACUAUAUACUGUACAAACAUUGACAAAAAGGUUACUCAAGCAGAUGUCAAGCUCUUUUUUGAAUACUUUUGUGGAGAGGUUAAGCGCCUGAGGUUACUUGGUGACUAUCAUCAUACUACUCGUAUAGGUUUUGUCGAGUUUGUUAUGGCUGAGAGUGCCAUUGCUGCACUGAACUGCAGUGGUGCAAUCCUGGGAUCUCUUCCUAUAAGGGUGAGCCCAUCAAAGACUCCUGUUCGACCACGUGCUCCUUCUCGCUCGCCUGUGCAGUGAAAUAUCACUCUGCAUUCGUCAUCUGAUCUUAAAUCUAAAUAUAUACGUAGAUACAGAUACCAUCGAGUACCUCGUGGCAUUUGUCUUUUAGUUUAUUUGCAUUACUCAAGCCACAGGAUACUUGUUCUUAAGCUUGCACUGUUGGCUGGUUUAUGAGUUGUUAUGUUGAUGUAGUUUAAGUUUGGUAUAUUUAUGCUCCUCUAGGCAAUGCCUCGAGUACCAUUACUGACUGAUGUUCUAACUGUUACAUUGAUCCAAUGAGUUCCUUAAUAUUCGGCUAUCACAUUGGUUUGUGUUCUUGUG